UAGAUCCAUGAGGGCUAUUCUAAGAAAACUAUGCCUAGACACAUUACAAAAUGAAACCCUAAGAUAAAGAGAAAAUCUUGAAAGCAGACAGAGGAAAGUGAUGCUUUACAUACAAAAGAACAGUGAUUCAAAUGCCAACAGAUUUUUCAUCAGAAAUCAGUGGCCAUAAACGAAAACGAAAACAACAAAAGAAAUCAUAGUGGCCAGGAGACUUUAAAACUGAAACUUCAGUCAACCCAAAAUUCUGUGUCCAGUGAAAAUAUCCUUCAGAAAUGAUGGCAAAUUUAACACAAUUUUAUAAAUGGAAAACUAAGAGAGAUUUGUCUCCAGCAGACCUGUACUACAAGAAAUGGUAGUGGAAGUUCUUCAAAGGAAAAAAGAAUAUUAACAGAAAAGUUGGAUCUUCAGGAGCAAAUGAAGAGCAUCAGAAAUGCAACUUUCAUUGUUAGAGAGAGGAGAGAGAGAGAAGCCUCGUUGGUUGACGUCACUUGGUUCAUGAAGCCUUCGCCUAGAAGUGAAGCUGCUGAACAAACCUUGAGAAGAAUCAUCUCCUGCUUCAAUCUGCUGCUGGAUAGGAACUAAUCAGAGAGAGAGAGGCGGAAGACGGAGAAGGAGGGCGUCCAGGGCUUUCCCGAUCACAAAUCUCACCUCCACUCCAACUCUCUUUAUACUUUUCUUGCAAAAAUAAUAAUAGAAAUAAGGAGGUGGUGGGGUUUCCAAAAACAAAAAUCGUAACCUUCAACCAUCUGGGGAAGGCAAAAAUCCCAUCCACCGCAACUCUCAGUUCGAAAGUAAAGAUUUCUCAACAGUUAUGUCACAAGAUUGACCACAUUGAUCACAAUAUGGAGUCUGGAGAACGGUUACCGUCCUCAGCAGCCUCCUCUGCUACACCAACUUCAUCUUCUAUACCUUCUGUGGCUUCAUCAGUUUCAAAAGGUGGCCUUUCCACUGGAGCUGCUUCACUUAGCUCUACAAUCAACCCAUGUGGACAUUUAUUCAGAGCAGCUGGGGAUCACCUGUUUAACCUGUCCACAGUGUCGAGUGCCUUCCCAGUGGUCAGCCACCCAGUCUUUGGUCUGCAUUCAGCCAGCUCAGGGCAUUCAGAAUUUGGUGGUUUGGGGACACUUGGUACACCCACAGCCUUAGCUGCACAUCCCCAACUAGCGUCUUUUCCAGGUGCAGAAUGGUGGCGAACAACAGAUGCUCAUACGCGUGCAGGGGCAACCUUCUUUCCACCAUUACUGGGAAUUCCACCACUGUUUGCUCCUCCAGCCCAGAAUCAUGAUUCUUCUUCAUUCCAUUCGAGGGCUUCGGGAAAAAGUAAUCGAAAUGGUCCUGAAAAAGGUGUAAAUGGGUCAAUAAAUGGAAACAACACAUCGUCUGUAUCUGGUAUCAACACAUCUGUACUAUCCACUACUGCUUCAAGUUCUGUGGGACAAACUAAAAGUAUAAGCUCAGGUGGAGGAAAUCGAAAGUGUAGUCAGGAACCAAACAAAACCCAGCCUUUGGAUGCUAGAGCUGACAAAAUCAAAGAUAAGAAACCAAGGAAGAAAGCUAUGGAAAGUUCUAGCAACAGUGAUAGUGAUUCAGGCACCUCAUCAGACACAUCAAGUGAAGGCAUUAGUAGUAGUGAUUCAGAUGAUCUAGAGGAAGAUGAAGAAGAAGAAGAUCAAAGUAUUGAAGAAAGUGAAGAUGAUGAUUCUGAUUCAGAGAGUGAAGCACAACAUAAAAGUAACAACCAGGUGCUAUUACAUGGUGUUUCAGACCCAAAAGCAGAAGGACAGAAAGCAACUGAAAAAGCCCAGGAAAAAAGAAUACACCAGCCAUUACCUCUUGUGUCUGAAUCCCAGACUCACUCAUCAUUCCAAUCCCAGCAGAAGCAGCCUCAGGUUUUGUCACAGCAGCUUCCAUUUAUUUUCCAAAGCUCUCAGGCAAAGGAGGAAUCUGUGAACAAACACACAAGUGUAAUACAGUCUACGGGAUUGGUGUCCAAUGUGAAACCUUUAUCUUUGGUAAAUCAAGCCAAAAAGGAAAUUUACAUGAAACUCAUAGUUCCUUCUCCUGAUGUACUUAAAGCAGGGAAUAAAAAUACCUCUGAAGAAUCUAGUCCUUUGACCAGUGAAUUGCGUUCCAAACGGGAACAAUAUAAACAGACAUUCCCAGCUCAGUUAAAGAAACAGGAGUCAUCUAAGAGCCUGAAGAAGGUUAUUGCAGCUUUGUCAAAUCCAAAAGCAACCUCUAGUUCACCAGCACAUCCAAAACAAACAUUAGAAAACAACCACCCUAAUCCUUUCUUGACAAAUGCACUUUUAGGUAAUCAUCAACCAAAUGGAGUUAUUCAAAGUGUCAUUCAAGAAGCUCCUCUGGCACUUACCACCAAAACUAAAAUGCAGAGUAAAAUUAAUGAAAACAUUGCUACUUCAAGUAGCACCCCUUUUUCCUCACCUGUAAAUCUGAGUACAAGUGGGAGAAGAACCCCUGGCAAUCAGACAACUGUCAUGCCCUCUGCCUCUCCCAUACUGCAUAGUCAAGGGAAGGAAAAAGCAGUUAGCAAUAAUGUGAACACAGUAAAAACACAGCAUCACUCGCAUCCUGCAAAAUCUUUAGGGGAACAGUUCAGAGGAGCAGAUUCAGACAUUCCUAGUAGCAAAGAUUCUGAAGAUUCAAAUGAAGAGGAAGAGGAAGAUGAUGAGGAAGAAGAUGAGGAAGAUGAAGAUGAUGAAUCUGAUGACAGCCAAUCAGAAUCAGAUAGUAAUUCAGAAUCAGAUACAGAAGGAUCAGAAGAGGAUGAUGAUGGUGAUAAAGACCAAGAUGAAUCAGAUAGCGAUACUGAAGGAGAGAAAACUUCAAUGAAACUGAAUAAAACAGCUUCCUCUGUCAAAAGCCCUUCCAUCAGUCUCACAGCUCACUCAACACCUCGUAACCUCCACAUAGCAAAAGCCCCAGGCUCUGCUCCUGCUGCCUUAUGUUCUGAAUCCCAGUCACCUGCUUUCCUUGGCACACCUUCUUCCACACUUACUUCAAGUCCACACUCUGGCACUUCCAAAAGAAGAAGAGUAACAGAUGAACGUGAGCUGCGUAUUCCUUUGGAAUAUGGCUGGCAGAGAGAGACAAGAAUAAGAAACUUUGGAGGGCGCCUUCAAGGAGAAGUAGCAUAUUAUGCUCCAUGUGGAAAGAAACUUAGGCAGUACCCUGAAGUAAUAAAGUAUCUCAGCAGAAAUGGAAUAAUGGAUAUCUCAAGGGACAAUUUCAGCUUCAGUGCAAAAAUAAGAUUGGGUGACUUCUAUGAAGCCAGAGAUGGACCGCAGGGAAUGCAGUGGUGUCUUUUGAAAGAAGAGGAUGUCAUUCCCCGUAUCAGGGCAAUGGAAUGUCGUAGAGGAAGACCACCAAAUCCAGAUAGACAGCGAGCAAGAGAGGAAUCCAGGAUGAGAUGUCGGAAGGGCCGGCCUCCAAAUGUUGGCAGUGCUGAAUUUCUAGAUAACACAGAUGCCAAGUUACUAAGAAAACUGCAAGCUCAAGAAAUAGCCAGGCAAGCAGCACAAAUAAAGCUUUUGAGAAAACUGCAAAAGCAGGAACAGGCUCGGGUUGCCAAAGAAGCUAAAAAACAACGAGCAAUAAUGGCUGCUGAGGAGAAGCGAAAGCAAAAAGAACAGAUAAAGAUUAUGAAACAACAGGAAAAAAUUAAGAGAAUACAACAAAUCAGAAUGGAAAAAGAGCUUCGAGCCCAGCAAAUUCUAGAGGCAAAAAAGAAAAAGAAGGAAGAAGCAGCAAAUGCCAAAUUAUUGGAGGCCGAGAAACGAAUAAAGGAAAAAGAAAUGAGAAGACAACAAGCUGUUCUUCUAAAGCAUCAGGAGUUGGAGAGGCAUAGACUAGAUAUGGAACGAGAGAGAAGGAGACAACAUAUGAUGCUUAUGAAAGCUAUGGAAGCGCGUAAAAAAGCAGAAGAAAAAGAACGGUUAAAGCAAGAAAAACGUGAUGAGAAAAGAUUAAAUAAAGAACGUAAACUAGAGCAACGAAGAUUAGAAUUAGAAAUGGCAAAGGAACUAAAGAAGCCUAAUGAAGACAUGUGCUUAGCAGACCAAAAGCCUUUGCCAGAGUUGCCUCGUAUUCCAGGACUUGUUCUCUCUGGAAGUACAUUUUCAGACUGUCUCAUGGUGGUGCAGUUCUUACGAAACUUUGGUAAAGUUUUGGGCUUCGAUGUGAAUAUUGAUGUUCCAAACCUGAGUGUUCUUCAAGAGGGAUUGCUAAACAUAGGGGACAGCAUGGGUGAAGUACAAGACUUGCUUGUGAGGCUCCUCUCAGCUGCUGUAUGUGAUCCAGGUCUAAUUACAGGAUACAAGGCCAAAACAGCUCUUGGAGAACAUUUGAUGAAUGUAGGUGUGAAUCGAGACAAUGUAUCCGAGAUUUUGCAAAUUUUUAUGGAAGCACACUGUGGACAAACUGAGCUUACUGAAAGCCUGAAGACCAAAGCUUUUCAGGCUCACACUCCGGCACAGAAAGCCUCAGUUCUGGCUUUCCUGAUCAAUGAACUGGCGUGCAGCAAGAGUGUGGUGAGUGAAAUCGACAAGAACAUUGAUUACAUGUCAAAUUUGAGGAGAGAUAAAUGGGUGGUAGAAGGUAAACUCCGCAAGCUCAGAAUCAUUCAUGCUAAGAAAACAGGCAAAAGAGACCCUUCAGGUGGCAUUGAUCUUGGAGAAGAACAGCAUCCGUUGGGCACACCCACGCCAGGACGCAAACGCAGAAGGAAGGGAGGAGAUAGUGAUGACGAUGAUGAUGAUGACGAGGACAGUGAUGACCAAGCUGAUGAAGAUGAUGAGGAUGAAGAGGAUAAAGAAGACAAAAAAGGAAAGAAGGCUGAGAUCUGUGAAGAUGAGGAUGAAGGUGACCAAGCAGCAAGUGUUGAAGAGCUAGAAAAACAGAUUGAAAAACUGAGUAAACAACAGAGUCAGUACAGAAGGAAGCUCUUUGACGCUUCUCACUCUUUACGUUCGAUGAUGUUUGGCCAGGAUCGUUACAGACGCCGGUACUGGAUUCUUCCCCAAUGUGGGGGGAUUUUUGUAGAAGGCAUGGAGAGUGGUGAAGGACUAGAAGAAAUUGCAAAAGAAAGAGAAAAACUAAAAAAGGCAGAAAGUAUCCAGAUCAAAGAAGAAAUAUUUGAGACUUCUGAGGACACUUUAAAUUGUUCAAAUCCAAAUCACUGUGAGCAAAAGGAAGAUACUAAAGAAAAAGAUAACACAAAUCUGUUUCUUCAGAAACCUGGUUCAUUUUCAAAAUUAAGCAAGCUUUUAGAAGUAGCUAAGAUGCCUCCUGAGUCAGAUGUAAUAACCCCCAAACCAAACAGUAGUGCAAAUGGGUGCACAUUGUCUUAUCAAAACAGUGGAAAACAUUCAUUGGGCAGCAUUCAAUCAACAGCAACACAAAGCAGCGUGGAAAAGACAGACUCUAAUAAUCUGUUCAAUACCAGUUCAGGUGGUCCAGGGAAGUUCUAUAGUCCUCUCCCCAAUGACCAGUUGUUAAAAACACUGACUGAAAAGAAUAGACAGUGGUUUAGCCUUUUGCCAAGGACACCUUGUGAUGACACAUCACUUACCCAUGCAGGUAUGUCAACUGCUUCUUUAGUGGCCCCUCAGUCUCAGCCACCAUCUAAGUCACCUUCGCCUGCCCCAGCUCCUCUUCCUGGAUCAUCUUCUGCUCAGAAUCCUGUUGGCCUAAAUCCGUUUGCUUUAUCACCUCUUCAGAUGAAAAGUGGAGUAUCUAUGAUGGGACUCCAGUUUUGUGGGUGGCCCACCGGUGUGCUUACUUCCAGCAAUCCAUUUACAUCACCUUUACCUAGUCUUGGAUCAGGGUUGGGAUUACCAGAAGGAAAUAGUAAUUCAUUCUUGACUCCUAAUGUUGCUUCAAGUAAAAGUGAAUCUCCAGUACCACAGAAUGAAAAAGUCUCUUCAACUCAACCUGUAGCUGUUGAAGUAGCAAAACCAGUAGAUUUUCCUAAUCCAAAACCUAUUCCAGAAGAAAUGCAGUUUGGUUGGUGGAGAAUUAUUGACCCAGAGGACCUAAAAGCUUUGCUCAAAGUGCUCCACCUCAGAGGAAUAAGAGAAAAGGCGUUACAAAAACAAAUUCAGAAACACUUGGAUUAUAUUACUCAAGCUUGCAUCAAAAAUAAGGAUGUUGCUAUUAUUGAAUUAAAUGAACAUGAAGAAAACCAGGUAACUCGAGAUAUUGUGGAGAACUGGUCAGUAGAAGAACAAGCAAUGGAAAUGGAUUUGAGUAUUCUUCAACAGGUAGAAGAUCUAGAAAGGAGAGUUGCAUCAGCAAGUUUGCAAGUGAAGGGUUGGAUGUGUCCAGAGCCUGCAUCAGAAAGGGAGGACUUGGUAUAUUUUGAACAUAAGUCAUUUUCUAAAUUGUGCAAGGAGCAUGAUGGAGAAUUUACUGGCGAAGAAGAAAGCAGUGCACAUGCACUGGAACGGAAGAGUGACAACCCCCUAGAUAUAGCUGUAACCAGGCUGGCUGAUUUGGAGCGGAACAUUGAAAGAAGGUAUCUGAAGAGCCCCUUAAGUACCACCAUUCAGAUCAAACUGGAUAAUGUGGGCACAGUUACUGUCCCUGCUCCUGCACCAUCCAUUAGUGGUGAUGGUGACGGAAUUGAAGAGGAUAUUGCUCCAGGGCUCAGGGUAUGGAGAAGGGCAUUAUCAGAAGCUCGCAGUGCUGCACAGGUAGCUCUGUGCAUUCAGCAGUUACAGAAAUCAGUAGCAUGGGAAAAAUCAAUUAUGAAAGUUUACUGCCAGAUCUGUCGAAAGGGAGAUAAUGAAGAACUGCUCCUCCUUUGCGAUGGCUGUGACAAAGGCUGUCAUACAUACUGCCAUAGACCCAAGAUUACAACUAUACCAGAUGGGGACUGGUUUUGUCCAGCUUGCAUUGCUAAGGCAAGUGGUCAAACUCUAAAAAUCAAAAAACUUCAUGUCAAAGGAAAAAAGACUGAGUCAAAAAAAGGCAAGAAAGUAACUUUAACAGGGGAUACUGAGGAUGAAGACUCUGCAUCUACAAGUAGUUCAUUAAAAAGAGGAAUCAAAGACCUGAAAAAAAGAAAAAUGGAGGAAAAUACUUCUAUUAGUUUGUCAAAACAAGAAAGUUUUACUUCUGUUAAGAAACCUAAAAGAGAUGACUCCAAGGACCUAGCUCUUUGCAGUAUGAUCCUUACUGAAAUGGAAACUCAUGAGGAUGCAUGGCCUUUUCUACUUCCUGUAAACUUGAAACUUGUUCCUGGUUAUAAGAAAGUUAUUAAGAAGCCUAUGGAUUUUUCCACAAUUAGAGAGAAAUUAAGUAGUGGACAGUAUCCAAACCUUGAAACUUUUGCUCUAGAUGUCAGGCUUGUUUUUGACAACUGUGAAACAUUUAAUGAAGAUGAUUCUGAUAUAGGCAGAGCUGGCCACAGUAUGAGGAAGUAUUUUGAAAAAAAGUGGACAGAUACUUUCAAAGUGAGCUGAAGUUUUAAUAAUCUCUCUUGUUUUUUUCCUUUUAAACAAGGACAAACGAACCAGCAAUGUGAACUGUAUUUACAUACAUGUGCAAGGCACAUACAUAAUGACUUUUUUUCCUUAAAAUAAAUAUCACACAAAAAAAAAGUAUCAGAAGAAUGAUACCGUUUUUAAAGGCUUCACUCCUACAACAACCAAGGCCCUUGGUUAUUGGUUUGUGUGAUUUAUCAGCUAAUUUAGGUAGAACAGGGAAGCACACCCAAAGAAUUUUCAAAGGAAAGGGUGUUAUAGUGCAAUAGCAAUUAAAAUGUAUCAAAUCGCACUGAAUAUUCAACACCAGAGCUCUAACGUGGGAAAUGGUUCUCCUUUCCCUCUCAAUAAAUAUCUAUUUUUCAUUUUUUUACUUUGUAGUUUAUUUUUUAGUGAAUGUAUUUAAUUUUAUGAAUUAUUUAUGAUUAAACCACAUCCAGAAUCUUCGUUUUCUGUGAAAAGGAAGAACUAGAAAAACUGCUUUAAAUCUUGAAAAUACAACAAGGAAUGUUUUAAAAUAUAAAACAAAGCCAAGUUAAACUGUUUACACUGAUGUGCUAUAAAAGCACCAAAAAUAAACUUUACUGUAGAGUUACAAGUACAUUUAUAUAUAUAUAUACAUAUAUAUAUAUAUAUGUUGCUGCAUCACUUGUGUAGUUAAAUUGUAUUUCAAGACAGUGAAGAAAAAUUGACAUGUAUAUACUGUUCAUUAUUGUUUAUAUUAAGUCUUGUUUUAAAUAUGUAUUAUGUGUAUAUAUUGUUUGCAGACAUUAUUGUUUAUGCCUUAGAAGGAUUGUAGCAUUUUAUUUUAGUCUGAAGGUAAUUAUAGCUAUACAGCUUGUACAGUAAUUAUCCUCUACCAACACUGUGGCAUCUCCUUGAUCUUGGUAGUGCCUGCCUUUGAAACAGGGUGUAGGGGAUAUUAGUUUUCCAUUUUUUCUAUUUUGUUAUAUAAUUUUAAGCCACCAGGGCCUAAAUUAAAGUAUAAUCAUUUGUAUCCAUGUGGAAUAAAAUUGUGACAAUUUCCUACGCACACAGUAUUUUUUCAUAGAAACAUUUCCCUCCCAUUUGCCUUGCCUCAGAAAUAAAUUUAAAAGACAUUUGUAACCACUGUGUUUUAUCUACUGUGUGUUGUGGUGGCCUGUUGGAGGCAAGUAGAUCAGAAUUUUUUUGUACCUAUGUAAGAGUACUUGAAGUUUUAUUUAAAAUAAAAUGUUGUGGAAAAGGUAGCAUUCUUUUUUUUAGGAGUGUUAUUUUUCACUACUAUGUGUGGCACGGAUACAAUAAAAGACUUUUACAAACUAGCUUUUUAGUUUUUCUUAAUGAACCUGGAAUUUUUUUUUUUUUUCUCAAAAGAAGCUAGCUAAUUUAAAUUUGCUUUUUACAGAAUCAUAAAGGAGGAGCAGCAGAGUGUGGUUCAAAGAGCAUUGGGCUGGGUGGAGGAAGGUGGUCUUAAGUCAAGUGAUGUGACUUUCAUGAGUCUCUGAACCUCUCUGGACCACUUUUUAUUGUUUAUUUCACAUUUCUAAUAUGAAAAUAUCAGAAUAUUUUUUAAGGUCUUGUUCUAAUAGGUGAAAUGUCUCUAUUGUAGACAUACAACCCAGUUGUCAUUAAGAAAAAUUUAUUAUAUAAAUUUGUCUAAUAAGUCAUGAGAUACAAGUUCAAGCAUUCAUGAACUAUGAUUUGAUGCCUUGCUGGGGUCUGAGGAAUCAUUGAAUGAACAAGACAGGCACAGGCCCUACCUUCAUGGAGCUUACAGUCUAGUGCAGACGUGAUCCUUAGCUAAUGUCCUUAGUAAAGGGCUUUUCAUAAGUAGUGAAGGGAGAAUAGAAAAGUUUUGAAGAAAUAUUAAACUUUAGAAUGCUUCAUAACCUCAGAGUAUUUUCCAAAAUUCCUAGAGUGUUUGUGAAGGCUUAUAUGAAAAUCAGCUGUUAUUAUGUACAUAUGUCGGUUUCUGUUAACCAAAUAUUACAGUGAUGCCUUAAGGAGCUGGUGCUCAAUCAAAAAUACCAUGUGGAACAGAGAACAAGGUGGUGCUGUGAAUCAAGUGUGUGGUUUUUGUGUUUAUAGAACUGGCUGCCAGAGACUCCAUGGAGAGUCGUCUUCAUGGGGGUGUUUUGCCUUAGGGAGCAUAUGUGGUUACAUUACUUUAUAUUAGAUGGCAUAUAAGAGCUUGAUAUUAACAUGUCUGAUGUCCGAGGGGCGAAUGAGAAAUAAAAUACUUAAACACACACGAAGAACAGUUUUUCAAGAGUGAUUAAUUUUCUUUUAAAAAUAAAUUAAAUAUCCCUGAAAAAAAGAAAGGUGACUAUUGGCUACUUUGGACUGCUGUCUCUAUUGUUGCUACUCAGCAGGAGUAGCUGUUCAAGAAGUACUGGCCAUGAUCCCCAAAGGGCCACAAUUAGUCUCCAGAACAAUUGUUACAAUACACAUGUGGAUCGUUUGUUAUGUGAAUGACUCUUGCAUUCACGGCGCCAUAGGUUGGGCCUAUCUUCAAUAAAACCAGUAUUAUUAUUCUCCUCAAAUAUAAAAACAUUUUCCUAACCCUCUGCUAUCAUACAAUUACAAGUAUGCACAACAUACUUUUUCUAAGAUAAAUUAGGCUUUAACCUGAACCUUCUCCAUUUUAGUCCUGUUUGCUCUGUGAAUUGUAAAAAAUUGGCCUGACCUCAAGUAUAGAUUUUGAUUUAUCCUAAGGAUAAACCAAUCAAUCCACUACUACCGACCCCCAAAAAUAGUCAUCAGUUUGAAACAACAUCUAGAGAGUAAAUUAAUAUAUUUAUUUAGUUGUUAACUGUGGUUAAAAUUAAACAAAUGAAAAUUUAUCUGUGGGUAUACCUUGAACUCAAAAGAACUAAAUUACCAUAAAUGCAAGGUAAUCUCUUUUUCUUAUUUCAACCCCAAAAUGAAAUUUGUUAAAAGCACUAGUUUUAAUCAAAAUCAUGAGGGAGCUGAUCUGUCUUUGGUACCUUAAUGCACCCCCUCUGUGCUCCUUCUCUUUUCUAUCCCCUCUACCCCCAUACCCUUUCAAGAAAUUUAAAAUCCUGUUCAUUUAGGCUCCUAUGAAACACAUCCUUAACAAGGAGAUCUGAUAUCAAUGAUUUACUCCUUUUUAUAAAUUGUAUUUGUGGGCUACCUCUCUCAAGAUUAUUUGCAUUUGAGAAACAAAAGAAGUUUGUGUUCUGUUAAAAGAAUUUCAUUCCAACAAGGAGAUAAGAGAGGUAUUCUAAGACAAUUGAAAUUUUCCUUCCACAGGAAUAUGACUCAUAAAAAAUACAACACAGAGAAACUAGUAGAACCUUAUCUACUAGGAAUUUUGCCUCAGUUAGAUCUCUUAGGAGGCCUGCUUGGACCACAUUACAACUCUGCCUUAAAAAAAGAAUUUUUUUUUUAAACCUCAACUACACAGAAUUAAGAUAAUUCCUCUCCUCAAUUCAUAACACACUCUUCACAUUGUUCUUGCAAAGCCCCUCUUUUCUUUCAUUUUCUUACUUCUUCCUUCAGCUCCUCUUCAAUUCCCUUUCCUCCCCCAUACAACCACAUAUGUCUUUCCAGUCAACCUUUUAUAUAUGUAUUUAGCAACACAUACAUCUUUAAAAAUAUAUAGUGUGGGGAAAAAGUAUAUAUAUAUACAGUGUUUUUCAAACUUGUAUCAGUUGCAUUAUGCUAUACAUGUCAUUCUAUUUUUCUAUUUUUGUUUCUUUUGAGUUGAAAAAGGAAUACUUAAAUCUGGUUCAUUACUUUUGAUUGCUACAAGGUAUUCCAUCACAGGCGUAUACCACAUUUCACUUUCAAACUUCUCUCAGAAUGAAAACCUAAGUUGCCUGCAACUCCUUGUCACUGCAAAUAAUACUGCGGUGAAUGUUGUCAUACAUGUCUUCUAUGGACCUGCGUGUGCAAGCCUGUUUCCUAGAUGCUCCCACAUGAUUCAUGCCCCUGUGUAAUCCCUUCCCACAUUGUAUCGGGUUUCGCCUGUGUGACCAACAUAAUGUGGCAGUGAUGUGUGAAUUCCCAGACUAGGUAAUAAAUACAUUGCUAUUUCCACCUUGUUCUCUUGGAUCACUUGCUCCUAGUAAAGCCAACAGUGUUGUUGAGGACACUGUAGCAGCCCCAUGGGACAGCCAACAGCUAGCACCAACGUGCAUGUCAUGUGACAGCAGCAUCUUAGAAGUGGAUCCUUCAGCUGAAGUUAAACAGAUGACAGGAGCCCCGGCCAACAUCUGGACUGCAACUUUACAAGAGACACGCCUGAAUUCUUGACCCAUAGAAACUGUGGAAUAAUAAAUGUUUAUCGCUGUUUUAA
This is a messenger RNA of Delphinapterus leucas (beluga whale), 11808 nucleotides long. Lineage: Eukaryota; Metazoa; Chordata; Mammalia; Artiodactyla; Monodontidae. The record is from RefSeq and is a predicted model, not a curated record.